CCCACCCCGCUCCCCUCGGUCAAUGCCUCCGCACUGGCAGCUCCACAUGCACCCGUAAAGUGCACUUGUUCAUGCUUUUUAUUCAUCUUUUUCCUUUUCUUUGAAGAAGUGAUCAGUUAUGGAAUAAAUGACUGGACCGGAAUUGAUUUCAAAAGGAUUGUAACAAGAGAAAGUGAUCAAUAUGGCUGACGGGGCCAAUCGCGCCAAUGGGCCCCCAGCAGCAGAAGCAGGUGGCUCCAUCAAGUCCAAAGCUAUGAUGGUGCUGAACAAGCUUCGUGUGUCUGUGGAGCUGCUUGUUGCUCUGGCCGCUCUCUUAUGCUGGUUGACGGUGGGCGUGGUCAUGUUUGACUUUGUGGAGUACAAAGCAGUACCAGACAUCCAGCACAUCAUGUCCGACCCGCUCCAAGCUGCGUAUGACGCCGCGGAGGAAGUGUCCCAUCUCGUCAACAAGUUCCAAGAAUGUACACCCGACUUAAGUGACCCCAUGUCUGCGGCCACGUACGCCAUGGACGAAAUAGCCCAAGCCAAAGACAAAUUUGUGCAAUAUUUCUCCGACGAGGAAGACGUCUUCUACCUGAGUUACGUGGAUCCGGUGGUGAUUGGCAGAGGACUUUUCCAUUCCACCAAUGACUUUGUGAGCGGGUUGGCGGCGUCCCUCAGGGACACGUUCUGUGCUGCUGUGGAUGUCGUGUUAUCUUCUAUAACACAUAUCAGUGAAGUGUUGUGUUCGGGUAAAAUGGACCUGAGCUUCAUGGAUCCGGUUCCGUGGUGUCGAGGAGUGUUCUCCUGCACCAAUGACUUUGUUUGCGGCCUGCUGGGCUCCAUUCAGAAGUUCUUCUGUGGCAUCCUGGACUCUGUUCUGGAUCUAGUCAAGGGAAGCGUGGACCUCGGCUUUUUGGACCUCGUAGCGUUUGGCAGGAACCUCGUCAGUGUUACAAAUGACACUGUCCAUAAAAUGGCAGACGGCCUGCAGGAAGUGAUGUCUGUCACAAAGGACAGCGUGGUUGAUAUAGUCAACGACAUCCAGGAAGCGGUCUACUUCAGCCCCUCGGCCGCCCUGAACAGGACCGCCGAAAUCGUGGUGGAGCAGUACCAAAUGCUUGCCAACGCCAUCACCGGGGUCCUCCCCAACGUGACCUUUGACCCUGCGAAAACAGUUGAAGAUGCCAUGUUGGAGCUGACCAGCAAGAAGGAUUUAUUUGUGGCCUACAUGUCGGCCAUGAUUGUGGGCAAGCAAGCUCAACCGGUCGCUAUGCCGCCCGAGGACAUCAUCCCUGAAAAAGAUGAAAGUGCAGCACCUCACUCCGAGCUGCCGAUGGUGAGACGCAAAGGUGAAUUUCUGCCACCGUUUGCAAAAGUUGCAGAGGUGACGGUGAUGAUGCGCUCGGACGAAGACCUGCGAGAAGACAAAAAAGCAUCCCAAGGGGAGGGGGAGGAGGAAGCAGUGGAUGAUGAAGAGGAAGGACAAGGAGAGGAGGUGAAUGAAGAGGAUGGUGGGUUGAAAGAGGAGAAGAUUGAAGCUGCAGGAGUUGCGUUCAGUGAGGAGGUUCCUUUAGAUGACGAGGAGAUGACACCCUUGGAUGCUGAUGAUGAUGCAAAAGCGGAGAGCGCAAUAGAGGAUGAAGAGACUGGAGAGCAGAUUGGAGAAGAUGAAGAGUUGACUGCCGCAGUUGGAGAUGAUGAGAAGGAAAAGAGUGAUGACAUAACAAGAGAUCAGGAGGAGGAGGAGGAGACACCAAACAUGGAUGAUGAGGAGGAGGAAUUAACAACUUCAGCUGAUGAUGAAGAUGAUGAGGAGAUGGCAACCGUAGAUGAGGAACAGGAGGAAGCAAAAGUGGAGAUGACAGCAAUUUUAGAUGAUGAAGAGGAGAAAAUAACUGAAGAUGACGAUGAUGAGAAAAUAUCUGACGAAGAGGAGGAAGCCCUUCCCAGUGAGGAUGAUGACGACGAAGAUGUGGAGACCAAAGAGGAGGAGGAGAUAUCAACAAUCAAGGAUGGUGAUGAAGAUGACAAGAAAACUGAAGACGAUUACGGUGAUGAUGAAGAAGAGAAAACAAUAGCUGAUGAAGAGGAGGAGAUUCUAACCAAAGAUGAUCGUGAGGAGGAGGAAACGUCAACAUUAGAUGAGACAACAGUAGAUGAAGAUGAUGAAGAUGAGGAGGAGGCGGUGGAAACUGUUGAAGUUGACGAGGAGGAAGAUGAAGACGUUGAGAAAACAACCUUUGCUGACGAAGAGGACACAACAGUAGAUGAUCAUGACGAGGAGAUGGAAAUAACAGUAGAUGAGGAGGAGGAAGAAGCUGUUGCUGGCGAGGAAGACGUGACUAAAGAGAAGACAACGCCAGAAGAUGAUGUGGAGGAAGAAACCACAUUAGAUGAGGAUGAGGGUGAGAAGACAGCAAUUCUGGAUAAGGAGGAGACAACCAUCCCAGAUGAGGAUGAGGAGGAUGAAGAGGAGGAGGCAGCAACUUUGGAGGAGGACAAACCUUUUGCGCGUGAGGAUGACGAAGAGCAAGACCUUCAUCAUGGCGAGGAUGCGGAAGUUCCUGUUCCUGUUCCUGCACACAUGAAAUAUUCCAUCAAACUCCGCCCAGUUGUCAAACAUGAAACCAAAAAACAGCAGACACCAGCAGUUAAAGUUAAAGAUCUUUUGAAAGAGAAGAAGACAGACGUUAAACAUGAGGAAUCGCUCACCAACAAAACCAGUGAGGAAAAACCAGCAGAGAAGCUCAAAGCCAUCACAAAACUCCUUAAGAAAAAGACACAAAAAUCAAAAGAAGAAACACUGAAGGAGCUGCGAGUAGAAGCAAAGACUCCGGAAAACACAACGGAUGCAAAGAAGCCCUUCAUAGUCAAGUUCUCCAAAAUCAAAGUGCCAAAAAGGGCCGAGAAAGAGAAAGAAGACUUGAGGAAACCUGCUAAAGAGGAGAAAAAGGAGGAGGAGACCCUUACUGAGGAAAUAAAAGAAGAAAUAAAAGAUGACAAGAGGGUGAUGCCCAAAACUCUCAAAGAAGUCAAAAGACCUUCUAGAAAAGAGAAGGAAGUCAAAAAACCUCCAAAAGAAGACAAAGAGGUCAAAGAACCUUCUAAGAAAGCCACAAAACCUCCAAAAGAAGUUAAAGAACCUUUAGGAAAAGAAAAGGAAGUGAAAAAACCUCAGAAAGAAGUAAAGAAACCUCCUGAAGAAGUCAAGGAACCUCACAAAGAAGUCAAAGAGAAGGAGGUAAAGAAACCUCACAAAGCCGAGAAGGUCGAGGAAAUUUUGAAGGAAGACGAAAAACCUCAAAAAGAAGAGGAGGUCAAAGAAACUAUGGAGGUAGUCAAGAAACCACCGAAAGAAGAGAAAGACAUCAAGGAACCAUUGAAGGAAGUCAAGAAAGCUCCAAGGGAGGAGGUGGGAGCCAAAACACUCUCUAGAAAAGUAAAAGAAGUCAAGAAACCUCAGAAAGAAGAGAAGCAUGGCAAAGAAACUUUGAAGGAACUCAUGAUACCUCCAAAAGAAGUUGAGGAACCUUCCAAAGAAGCCAAGAAACCUCCAAAGGAUGUCAAAGAACCAUCUAGAAAAAAGAAGGGAGUCAAGAAGCCUCUCAAAGAGGAGAAAGAGGUCAAAGAAAAAGCUGAAGAAGACAAGAAACAUCUUAAAGAAGAGAAAGAAGGCAAAGAAACUUUGAAGGAACUCAAGAAAUCUCCAAAAGAAGUUGAGAAACCAUCCAAAGAAGUCAAGAAACCUCUAAAGGAAGUGAAAGAACCUUCAAGAAAGGAGAAGGCAGUCAAGAAGCCUCUCAAAGAAGAGAAGGAGGCCAAAGAACCCUCUGAAGAAAUCAAGACGCAUCUUAAAGAUGAAAAAGAUGGCAAAGAACCUUCUAGAAAAGAGAAAGAAGUCAAGAAAGAAGACACAGAGGUCAAAAUAACUUCAAAGGAAGUCACAAAGCCGCAGAAACAAGACAAGGAGGUCAAAGAACCUCCUAAGGAAGCCAAGAAACCUCCGAAAGAAAUCAAAGAACCUUCCAAGGAAGCCAAGAAACCUCCAAAGGAACUCAAAGAACUUCCAAGCCAUGAGAAGGAAGUCAGGAAACCAAAGAAAGAAAAGAAGUCGGUCAAAGAAGUGACUAAGGAUGAGUUGAAAGUAAAAGAGGACAAGGGUGUCGUUAGCAAACCUCCCAAAGAACAAAAGCUUGAAGAAGCUGAAAAACCAACCAGCGAGAAGCUUCCCAGAAAACUAAGAAUCAUCAAAGAAGCGCAAGAGAAACCACCAAAGGAAGGCAAAGAAGACAAGAGGCGUCCUCGGGAAGAUGUCGACAAAGCUCCCAAAAAGGAACUUCCCAAGGAAGUUGAGAAACCCAUCAAAGAAGCAAACGUGUCUUCAGUGGUCCUUCAAGAACCUAAGAAACCACUUGAAGGUGGUUCCGAAGUCAAAGACAAGAGGACGUCUUUAAAAAGAUUUUUCAAAAUCCACAAAGAAGUCACAGAAGCAAAGAAAGCUGCCAAAGAUGAGAAAGAAGGCAAAACACCUCCUGAAAAAGUGCUGUUCUUCAGGAGAACUUCCAAAGAAGUUCUCAAAAAGACACACAAAGAAUUUAGCAAUGAAACCGAAGUCAAAAAGCCUCCUGAAGAGGAAAAGGAAAUCAGGAAACAUCUUAAAGAGGAUCUCCAGAAACAAGAAGCACGAGAUUCCAAGACAACCAUUACAAAGACAGAGGAGAAGAAACCACAUGAAGAACUUGAAGAGGAGAAAGACGUCAAAAGAUCUCUCAGGAAAAAGACAGCGCACCUGAAACCAACCAGACUCCAAAAAGACCUCAUGAAACCAUCCCAGAAGGUCCAUGAGGAGCCUAAACCCUCUGAGGACAAGGAAAAAAAGAAACCUCCCAAGGAAGUGUUGGAGAUCCCUCAGAAAAAACAAGUUGACGAAUCUUUGGGAGAAGACAAAGUCAUCACGACACCCCUCAGAAAGGAGAGAAAGAUUCUGAAACCAAGAGAAGACAAAGACAUCCACAAACCUCCUCAAGAAGAUGAAAGUAAACCUUCUGAGAUGAAAGUGGAGAAGAAACCUCCCGAAGUAGAGGACAAAGUAGAGACCGGGAGAUCUUUAGGAGAGCAGAUGGAAGUCAAAAAAGUGAUCAGAAGACAGACCAGGCCUCAGAAACCUUCUCAAGAAGAUGAAAGUAAACCUUCUGAGAUGAAAGAGGAGAAGAAACCUCCCAAAGAAGGGGACAAAGUAGAGACCGGAAGAUCUUUAGGAGAGCAGAUGGAAGUCCAAAAAGUGAUCAGAAGACAGACCAGGCCUCAGAAACCUUCUCAAGAAGAUGAAAGUAAACCUUCUGAGAUGAAAGAGGAGAAGAAACUUCCCAAAGAAGAGGACACAGUAGAGACCGGGAAAUCUUUAGGAGAGCAGAUGGAAGUCAAAAAAGUGAUCAAAAGACAGACCAGGCCUCAGAAACCAACCCCAAUGGAGAAGGAACCCAAAUCAACACCUCAAGAAGCCCCAGAGGAGCCUAGACCAUCUGAGGAGAUUCCACCCAAAGAACCCCUCAAAGAAGCAAAGAUACACACCAAAGUAGACGUUGAAGAGAAGAAACCUGCCAAGAAAGAAAAACAAAUCAAGGUGGCUGAUGAAGCAGAAGGAAGGAAGUCAUUGAAGGAAAAGAAACCUCCCAAGGAGGAAAAACCUGAAGAUGUCAUUUCCAGGGAACCUGAGAAUCCCUCCAAGCAAAAACCGAAGGAACCCUCCAAAGACGUUUUGAAACCGUCUAAAAAAGAACCGGAGAAGCUCUCAAAAGUUGUCAAGGUGACCACCAAAGAAGAUACAAUCGACACUUCCAAAGUGGUCAAAGAAGUCAAGAAGACUCCAAAAGAAAAACCUGCACCGAAAGCGGAUGUUUCCAAGAAACCUUUCCGGUUCCUGAGAGUCACCAAAAAGCAAAUAGCGCCAGUUCUCAAAAAAGAACACGUCAACGUGACAAAAGUAAAAGAAGUUCCCAAGGUGAAAGCCAAACCAGAACCCACAAAAAAAGAAAAAGAAGUUCCUGCAAAAAACAUCACUUCGGUGCUGAAGGAGAGAGUUAAAAUUGUGCCAAUGAAGAAAGUUAUCACAAGGCCGGUAAAGAAAAUCCAGGAGACACCCGCAAAAACACCUGUUCGAAUUCAGAUGAAACCCAGAGUUGGCGUCAAAGAAGCGGGGAUUGCUCCUAAAAAUGCAACUCAAGCCAGAGAGAAAGUGAAAGCAGCUCCACUAAAGAAAGUGCCUACCUCUGUUGAGAAGACUGAAGCAAAGAAGAGAAAGGCCACAUCACUCCUAAAGACAAAAGUAGAGCACAAGACUGCCAAAGAAAACCAAAAGCCCACAACAGUGACAAAAGAAAAAGUCGUGGAGAAAAAGGCAACUAAAGACGACCUGCCGAAAGAAGACAGAGUCCUUAAAGAGAUACAAGAGAAAAAUAAAUCCUCAAAGGAGGAGGAACCGAAAGCGGAUUCUGAUGACUUUGUCCCGGAAGACGACCUGCCCUACUUCCAGUGUUUCUUCGUGGACGAGGACGAAGCCCAGUUUCCCUUCUACGCGUUCUCGCCGCUGCAGGUUUGAGGCGGAGCAGCUGACGGCCGGCCGCCAUUUUAGAGCCCGACUCGACUGACUGGAGCGGGGGAUUGUGGGUAAUUCUUGCCACAUGGACGCAGCCAUUUUGGUCACAUUUGGUUGAGCUCUCUUACCAAAUAUGUGCAGCCAAUGUCAUUCCUUUACCUUUUUUUUUUUCAUUUUAUUUUAGUUUUUUCUUUUUUUUUUAUUGGUAAUUUAUUAUGAAGUUAUUUUUUUCUUUCUUUGUUUUAUAUUAUUUUUUGUUAUUUUAUUUUUCAGUAAUUUAUGCCAUUAUUUUAUAUAUAUAUAUAUUUUUUUUUUUUUGACAAUUGGUUGAGGGAGGUUACCGCCCUGUCGGUCCCCCCCCUUUGCACGCCACUUAUGAGCAUGCCACAUACAUGAGAGCUCCCAAAACAUCCGGAUGGAAAAAGACUCCCUAAAAAGUCUGAUUAUUUAAUCAGCACGCACGUCUGCGCCAAUGUUAACGUUGGCUCACAGUGCGCCAUUUUGUGCUCGUUUUUUGGUUGACAGAACAAAAACAACUGACUGUACAUUACGAUGACAACUAAACAGAUGAAAAGCACCGAAUGGGGAUUGGGAGAUUUACAUAUUUCUGAAGAAAAUGAAAACAAUGCUGUUUUGACAGAGGGUCGCCUCAUUUGUCAGCAGCCAGACGGCAACAGAUGUUGUUUGUCACGCUUUGUGACAAUUGACGAAGCCUGAGAGGAUCAUCCUAAAUGUAAAUCCCAUUUUUUUUUGUAAUCAUAAUAAGUGGGACAUGUCUUGUGUGAGUGAAUGGUGCUCAGGGUUGUAUUGUUUUGUGUCAAACAAACACUACUGCCAAUGCUUUGCAAUAUUUCUACUGAGAUAAAUAUAUUUAGAAUGUAAUGAAAAUGUAUUUGUUAGGUUCAACUUGUGUAAUACGCCAGGUCAAAGCUACCUGAAAUCUGCAUGUGCGUGUCAGAGAUUUAAAAUAG
This is a messenger RNA of Syngnathus acus (greater pipefish), 7548 nucleotides long. RefSeq names its product titin. Gene Ontology annotation, molecular function: signaling receptor binding. Gene Ontology annotation, cellular component: membrane; sarcoplasmic reticulum. The transcript has 28 exons. Lineage: Eukaryota; Metazoa; Chordata; Actinopteri; Syngnathiformes; Syngnathidae. The record is from RefSeq and is a predicted model, not a curated record. Bases 182 to 6580 code for a protein of 2132 amino acids.